This is a messenger RNA of Knipowitschia caucasica, 768 nucleotides long. The record is from the annotation of a GenBank genome assembly. NCBI's taxonomy places the organism in Eukaryota, Metazoa, Chordata, Actinopteri, Gobiiformes, Gobiidae.
AUGGAUGGAGCUAAACACAGCUGCAGCCAACCCAUCUCCACAGCUCGUACGCGUCCCCCAUCCCCUCUCUCUCGGGCUAUCCCCCCCACCCUGUCCCCCCAUCUGCGCCGCCCACACCCGCUUUUCAUCCCGGUGCCCACGAAGCACCCGCCGCCUUGCGGGGGGGGGGCACUCCAGCGUCCUCUCCAUCCCCCGGCGCGAUCCGCCCCCCCCCCCGACCCCGACCUCCAUCCUGGGCGCUCGCCCCCCUGCACAUGCCGCGGCCACGCCCUUCCGUCUACCCCUCACCGGCCGGAGCUGCCUCCUUUCGGCAUAACCCCCCCUUCCCACCGCCACGAAUCCACCUGGUGUGAAUGCGGACCCGCCCCUCGCCGACUUCGCCUCCCACCCGCCCGCCGCCUCCUUCUCCCCCCCCCGCCGGGCCUUCUGGUCCCGCGCUCGCGCCACGCCACACCGCCCCGCCCCGCGGUCUCACCCCCCCCACCCCCCCUCCACCCACCUCCGAGUGCCUCAGCCCCAGCUCCUCGCGACGCACCCUGCGAGUCCCCUUAUUCCCCACAGCUCCCUCUCCCCCCCCCGCCCCCAGAGCCCCUUUCCUCUCCCACAUCCCCCGCCCCCCCCCUCCGCCGCUUCCAGGCCGGGUCACCCCUCUCGUUCCGUGGCCCCCUUGCGCGCUCCUUGUCUCCCCCCCCUCCUUCCCCACCUACCCGCGGCGGGCGCAGGGAUGUAAAUCUGCUUCACUCUCCCUCGAUGUCCUGCCGUAUGUAG